Molecule: messenger RNA, 1635 nt
Organism: Phaethon lepturus (White-tailed tropicbird)
Lineage: Eukaryota; Metazoa; Chordata; Aves; Phaethontiformes; Phaethontidae
Gene: STK38L
Product: serine/threonine kinase 38 like
Exons: 14
Coding region: 112-1635 (507 amino acids)
Biological process (GO): peptidyl-serine phosphorylation; intracellular signal transduction
Molecular function (GO): protein serine/threonine kinase activity; ATP binding
Source: RefSeq, a predicted model, not a curated record
AUGGGGACUGUUGUAAAAACUGGAGGGUGUCAGAAAGAUCUGGUCUUGGCAACAGCAUUGAAGAAGAAGAAUCUGCGUGUGAAGGAUCUGAUUUAUUUUAUUUAGCAGGGAAUGUUGCUUCCUUCAGUACAUGUUACCAUGGCGAUGACUGCAGGGACUACAACAUCCUUUCCCAUGAGUAACCACACCCGGGAGAGAGUGACGGUGGCCAAACUUACGCUGGAGAACUUCUACAGCAACCUCAUCAUACAGCAUGAAGAGAGAGAAACCAGGCAGAAGAAGCUAGAAGUGGCUAUGGAAGAGGAAGGCCUUGCAGAUGAGGAGAAAAAACUGCGCAGGUCACAACAUGCUCGCAAAGAGACAGAGUUUCUGCGACUGAAGAGGACUAGGCUUGGCUUGGAUGACUUUGAAUCUUUGAAAGUUAUAGGAAGAGGAGCAUUUGGGGAGGUACGCCUCGUUCAGAAGAAGGAUACAGGUCAUAUUUAUGCAAUGAAGAUACUAAGAAAAGCAGAUAUGCUGGAGAAAGAGCAGGUGGCCCAUAUCCGAGCAGAAAGAGAUAUUUUGGUUGAAGCGGAUGGAGCCUGGGUAGUGAAAAUGUUUUACAGUUUUCAGGAUAAAAGAAAUCUUUACCUGAUCAUGGAGUUCUUACCUGGAGGUGACAUGAUGACCUUACUAAUGAAGAAAGACACCUUAUCAGAAGAGGAGACACAGUUUUACAUUUCUGAAACUGUGUUGGCCAUAGAUGCUAUUCACCAGCUGGGAUUCAUCCACAGGGAUAUUAAACCAGAUAACCUUCUGCUGGAUGCCAAGGGUCAUGUAAAACUGUCUGAUUUUGGGCUAUGCACAGGUUUAAAGAAAGCUCACAGAACAGAGUUCUACAGGAACCUUACACACAACCCACCAAGUGACUUCUCAUUUCAGAAUAUGAACUCAAAGAGAAAAGCAGAAACAUGGAAGAAGAACAGGCGACAGCUGGCAUAUUCUACUGUUGGAACCCCAGACUAUAUUGCACCAGAAGUAUUUAUGCAGACUGGGUACAACAAGCUGUGCGACUGGUGGUCUUUGGGAGUGAUUAUGUAUGAAAUGCUAAUAGGGUAUCCACCUUUCUGCUCAGAAACACCACAGGAGACUUACAGGAAAGUUAUGAACUGGAAAGAAACAUUGGUAUUUCCUCCAGAGGUGCCCAUUUCAGAGAAAGCAAAGGAUUUAAUUCUAAGGUUUUGUAUCGACUCAGAAAAUAGAAUUGGUAGUAAUGGAGUAGAGGAAAUCAAAAGUCAUCCAUUUUUUGAAGGAGUGGACUGGGGACAUAUCAGGUAUAUAUGUAGACACACAUUUUAUAGAGAGAAUAAAAGCCAUGAAAGCAAGAAAUUAAUGUACUAUGAUGUCAAGGAUGAUUAUUUCCAAUUUAUCUUUUAUCUUGAAAGGCAGCCACUGGCAGUAGAAAUCAAAAGUAUUGAUGAUACUUCCAACUUUGAUGAAUUUCCUGAAUCUGAUAUUUUACAGCCAGUGCCAAACACAACGGAACCAGACUACAAAUCCAAAGACUGGGUUUUCCUCAAUUAUACCUACAAGAGGUUUGAAGGGCUCACGCAGCGUGGCUCGAUCCCUUCCUACAUGAAAGCCGGGAAGUUGUGA